UUACCAAUUCAGCUAUUUCUUGUAAUUUUUGUCUAGCCAACUUCGAAAUAACUUUGAAGGUACAGUAACACCACCAUGACAAGUGAUCACAUUUCUCCAAUCAAGUGUGCUCUGAAAUUCAAGCCUCCCAUGCUUGCUAUUACCUACAAAGACCUAAAUACAGGGAAGACAAGAAGACGGACAAUUCCACUGCGAGGAUUUGUGAGAGUGAAUAAUGUUGAAGCUUAUGGUGACAAACUUCUACGAAAUGCUAAACAUUGCGACUACGUUAGCAAGCUUCCCAGAAAGCAGCUUAAUUCCCUACUACAAAGAGUCAUGGACAGUAACAAGGAGAAUACCAGGUCACCAGAUCACACCCCCACACCCUCACCCAUUCACUCCUCACUCGCCGGCCUCCCCUCACUUACUGGCUUUCCUUUACUCACUACGCACACAUCACAACCAACACUCAACCAGGAGUUUGAAGAAGCUUUAGAUGAGCUCCUAGGGCCUGAAGAUGAUGAGGAUGUACUUGAUGUCACAAUACCAGAUAUUUCAGGUCUCCCGAGACCUUCAUCCCUCACAAACAACUCCAGUUCACUUCAGCCGUCUAGUAUAUCCAGUCCACUAGGCAAGCUGCCACCUCUCAGUCGAUUGCCCCCAUUAAAUCCCCUUAAAGAAAAGGAUAACAAUGUCUCUACAGUCAAGCAGCAUCUCAAAACAGAUUCUGCACCAGAAGAAAAUGAGAUUCCUGACUACAGUGCUGACUUCAACAGUGAGAGUGAAAAGAGCACAAUGGCAUCUCAAAAUAAGCCUCCCCCAGCCAAGGAUGACAAGAGUUUAAGCUUUGCAAUCGAAGAGCUAGACGAUGAUGACAGUCUCGCCCUGAGCAUAGAGGGGGAAAAUUUAGCAGGAGACCACCUAUUAGGUAGCUUCAGUGGUGAAGACUUCAGACUCAUGAACAUUGUUACCCCUCCUCCACAAAUGAAUGGAGUCCAGUCCAGUCCUGAUGAGGACCUCAAUAAAGCCAAUGAUGCCUACUUAGCUCAGAGAAAAGAAGAGAUGGAGUCGGUGUUCCAAGCUCAUCAGUCGAAACCAGGCGACCAAGACUAUGUCUACGAUAAAGAAUUGGACUUUGAUGCACCUAAAAUUGAAAGUGGAUGGGACUCUGAUGACUCUAUCUCUGAUUUUUAAAAUAGUUGUGUAUGUAAAUUGCCUUGAAUGCUGAUGUUCUGUGUUGCAUAGUUAUAA
Messenger RNA from Halichondria panicea, 1230 nucleotides. RefSeq lists its product as uncharacterized. Lineage: Eukaryota; Metazoa; Porifera; Demospongiae; Suberitida; Halichondriidae. Gene Ontology annotation, biological process: microtubule anchoring at centrosome; trans-Golgi to periciliary membrane compartment transport. The record is from RefSeq and is a predicted model, not a curated record. The transcript is spliced from 6 exons. Bases 76 to 1173 code for a protein of 365 amino acids. Gene Ontology annotation, cellular component: centriole; spindle pole; ciliary basal body.